GCGCUGGAAUAUUGGUACGGUUCAUUAUAUAAAUAUAUAUAUAUAUAUAUUAUAAAACUGGUUGGCAAGUAAACGAGAGCAUAUUAUCAAAGAAGACGAAGAAGAAGGAGAAGAAGAAGAAGGUGAUGAGAAUAAGAUAUGGUUGCAAUGACAAGCAGUGGCACCGUUAGUACCGGUUUGAUCGAUAGCAAACCCAUCUUCUUCAUCAAACUUGCUCUUCUGUUGCUUGUGUUCCUACAGCUGCAGCCAAAAAUCAUUCCCACAGUUCAAGCGGCUACGCUUCUGCCAAAGAAUGAAGUGGAUGCGCUACGUGAAAUAGCAGAAGAGCUGAAUAAAAAAGACUGGAAUUUCAGCGAUCCUUGCAACAAUGUCCCAACCGUGGAGACCCCACAUACUGAUCAGUACAACGACACUGUCACUUGCAAUUGCUCUGCCAAUCGAUGCAACAUCAAUGGCAUUUUUCUCAUGGGGCAGGAUCUGGAUGGCGUGCUUCCACCAUCACUGGCAAAGUUACCUUACCUCAGACAAGUCAAUUUGGGCCAGAACAUCCUCAAUGGUUCUAUACCACCCGAGUGGGCUUCUAUGAAACUGGAAUUUCUGGUCCUCAGUGUGAACAAUUUGUCAGGACCCAUCCCUGCCUACUUGGGAAACAUGACAUCUCUCACAGCUUUGGCACUCGAGAGCAACUUGUUUUCUGGAAGUAUUCCCCCUGAGUUUGGAAACUUGGUUAACUUGGAGACUCUCUUUCUUAGUGCUAACAAUCUCACUGGAGAGUUGCCUGCGACUUUCACUAAUCUGACCAAAUUACAAACUCUAAGGAUUAGCAGUAAUAACUUCACUGGAAAAAUACCCGACUUUUUCCACAAGUUUAAACUGCUUCAGAUCUUAGAGAUGCAAUCAAGUGGUUUUGAAGGGCCAAUUCCUUCUAGCCUUUCUGCCCUCGAUAAGUUAACAAAUCUAAGGAUUAGCGACUUAAAUGGUGGGGUUUCAGAUUUUCCAGACAUCAAAAACAUGGAAAGCAUGGAGAUUUUGAUGUUGAAGAGUUGUAACAUAAGAGGAAGAAUUCCUGAAUAUAUAUCUACCUUGACAAACUUGCGAAUUUUAGAUCUCAGCUUUAACAGAUUGGAGGGAAACAUUCCAAAUUUUGGAGAUUUAUUUAGAUUGAGCACAAUAUAUCUGACAAGUAACAAGCUUACUGGACUUACGCCAGAGUGGAUGAUCAAAGAGAGAGAUGAUCGCUAUGUAAUAGAUCUUUCUUACAAUAAUUUCUCUAAGAACAAUUUGCAACCACCUACUUGUCGUGAAUCCUUGAAUUUGUAUAGAAGCUUUUCCAUACAAAAUAAAUCAGUACUCAGUGAUUGCCUGAGUCCAUGUUCAAAAGAUAAGUAUUCUUUGCAUAUAAAUUGUGGUGGAAAACAAAUCAUUAUUGGAAACACCAAGUAUGAAGGGGAUGAAGAUGUAGGAUCAGCAGCAAAGUUGUUUUACAACAACACCGCAAAUUGGGGUUUUAGUAAUACAGGUCACUUUUGGGAUAUUCAGAGUGGCCAAGACAAGUAUAUAACAAAAAAUGUGUCCAUACUAAGAAUGAACAAUUCUGGAUUAUACACAACAGCACGCCUCGCUCCUCUUUCACUGACAUAUUUUGCUCGUUGCUUAGCGAAUGGAAAUUAUACGGUGAAACUUCACUUUGCAGAGAUAGUGUUCAGAGACAACAUAUCUUAUUAUAGUGUUGGAAGAAGAAUGUUUGAUGUUUAUAUUCAGGGGAAAUUGGAGUUGAAAGACUUCAAUAUAGAAAAAGAAGCAGGUGGAGUUGAUAAGGAAGUGAUACUUAUACGCAAAGCUGUUGUUAAUGAUAAGACUUUAGAGAUCCGAUUUCAAUGGACCGGGAAAGGUACAACAAAUGCUCCAAGACGAGGAACAUAUGGUUCUCUUAUAUCAGCUAUCUCCGUGGAGUCCGAUUUCAAACCUCCUGCAGAAAGCAAAAGGAAACUAUACGUUGCUGUUGGAGUUGUUUUAGUAUUAUGCAUUGUUACUUCUAUAAUUUUAGGCAUUCUUUGGUGGAGAGGUUGUUUUGGCGGCAAGGAAUCAAGGGAACAAGUUCUGGGAGGAUUAGAUUUGAAAACUGGUGUCUUUACAUUCAAACAAAUUAAAGCGGCAACUAACAAUUUUGACUCUGGAAAUAAGCUUGGAGAAGGUGGAUUCGGAUCUGUUUACAAGGGUGUAUUAUUAGAUGGUACAUGUAUUGCAGUUAAGCAACUCUCUGCUAGAUCAAAGCAAGGGAAUCGUGAAUUUUUGAAUGAAUUAGGCAUGAUUUCCGCUUUAGAACAUCCAAAUCUUGUUAAAUUGCAUGGACGUUGUACUGAAGGAAAGCAAUUGGUAUUGGUGUAUGAAUACAUGGAUAACAACAGCCUUGCACAUUCCUUGUUUGGUCAGGAGAAAGGAGGUCCAUCGAAAUUGGACUGGCCCACAAGGCAGAAAAUAUGCGUGGGCAUUGCCAAAGGGUUAACGUUCCUGCAUGAGGAAUCAGCAUUUAAAGUUGUUCAUAGAGACAUUAAAGCUUCAAAUAUAUUGCUUGAUAGGGACCUCAACCCUAAGAUUUCUGACUUUGGUCUAGCUAAACUGGACGAAGAGGAGAACUCCCACAUCACCACAAGAGUUGCCGGAACUAUAGGAUACAUGGCGCCAGAAUAUGCACUAUGGGGUUAUUUAACAGAUAAAGCCGAUGUUUACAGUUUUGGGGUUGUUGCAUUGGAACUUGUGACUGGCAAAAGCAACAUGAAAUUUCAUCCAAAUGAGAAUUAUGUGUGCCUUCUAGAUUGGGCCCUUGUUUCACAACAAAAGGGAAAUUUAAUGGAGCUGGUUGAUCCAAGGUUGGGAUCAGAGUUCAAUAAGGAAGAAGCGAUUAGAAUGAUUAAAAUAGCUUUAUUGUGCCACAAUCCAUCUCCUGCACUUCGACCUACCAUGUCUAGUGUCGUGAGCAUGCUUGAAGGUCGAAGUACCGUUCAUGAAUUGAUUAUGGAUCCAAGUAUUUAUGGUGAUAAAUUGAGGUUUGAAGCCUUGAGAAACCAGUUCAAUUCAUUCACAACAGACACCUCAUCUGUAAAUUAGAAUUUUUGGUCUUUAAUAAUCAUUUGCAACGUGUAUAUUUUUCCUCUAUCACUCUAGAAUUUUUAUGCUAUGAAUUUUUAGUGGUGAAAGCAAUAUUGCUUUUAAGCGUAACUUUUGUUUGUAUACUUCUUUUAUAUUAUUAUAUUUGUUAAUAUAAAAUAUUUGGAACAAAAAUAUUAUUGUC
Ziziphus jujuba (common jujube) is the source of this 3292-nucleotide messenger RNA. Its product is annotated as probable leucine-rich repeat receptor-like serine/threonine-protein kinase At3g14840. The record is from RefSeq and is a predicted model, not a curated record. Bases 139 to 3108 code for a protein of 989 amino acids. NCBI's taxonomy places the organism in Eukaryota, Viridiplantae, Streptophyta, Magnoliopsida, Rosales, Rhamnaceae. Gene Ontology annotation, biological process: protein phosphorylation. Gene Ontology annotation, molecular function: ATP binding; protein kinase activity; protein binding. The transcript is spliced from 24 exons.